AUGAUUGGUGUAAGCCGAGCUGGGGGCGGGACCGAGCGACUCCCUUCCUCACGGGACCAGGACGAGUCUACAGUCACCUCACACACACCACAGUACCUCGGUCGUUGGUAUGAAAUCACUAAACUCCCAGCAUCCUUUGAGAGCGGGAAGUGUAUCCAGGCAAACUACGCCCUGAGGUCUGACGGAACCAUCCAGGUCCUCAACGUCGCGACAGAGUAUGAUGGGAGGAUGAUCGCGAUCGAAGGCACAGCUGCAGUGAGAGAUCCGUCUGAAGCCUCCAAACUGACCGUCAGCUUCUCUCCCUUCACGCCCCCGGGCUCUUACUGGGUGCUGUCCACAGACUAUGACAGUUUGUGUCCGUGGUUCUACUCUUGCACCGACAUCCUUCGUCUCGCUCACUUUGAGUUCGCUUGGAUCCUGUCCCGGACCGAGACCAUCAGCAACGAGACCCGGUCCAGGGCUGAGCAGGUCCUGGUCCAGGCCCAGGUCAAGAUGAAGGAGUUGGUUUGUCUGAGCGUCCCCCCUGCUGUGUGUCUUCUGCUCCUUCAGCGCUCUUUCCUGCCCUAUGACGAGGCCCCGGCCGUGCCCUACUGGCCCUACUCCACCUCGGACUUCUGGAACUACGUGGAAUACUUCAAGUCCAUCGGAGCCUACGACCGGAUCAACGAGAUGGCGAGGGCCUUCUUCGCUCACCAGCACCUGGGGGACACGCUGGGCUACAGAGACCAACGAGGGCCACGAGCACUGAGGACACACACCCCGAGAUAUUCACACACACCCCGAGGACACACACACACCCUGAGGACACACACCCUGAGGACACACACACACCCCGAGGACACACACGGCCCUGAGGACACACACACACCCCGAGGACACACACACACCCUGAGGUAA
Molecule: messenger RNA, 897 nt
Organism: Knipowitschia caucasica
Lineage: Eukaryota; Metazoa; Chordata; Actinopteri; Gobiiformes; Gobiidae
Source: the annotation of a GenBank genome assembly